Molecule: messenger RNA, 1861 nt
Organism: Dacryopinax primogenitus
Lineage: Eukaryota; Fungi; Basidiomycota; Dacrymycetes; Dacrymycetales; Dacrymycetaceae
Product: WD40 repeat-like protein
Exons: 6
Coding region: 105-1781 (558 amino acids)
Biological process (GO): negative regulation of fatty acid biosynthetic process
Cellular component (GO): Cul4-RING E3 ubiquitin ligase complex; cytoplasm
Molecular function (GO): protein binding
Source: RefSeq, a predicted model, not a curated record
AUAACCUACACCUCCGAAUGAGUCUGGUUGUUUGGCUCUACUAUCUGUAAUCUCUGAGUCUGUUUCUACCUGAAACUCAAGCAACUGUAUUGGCAUAUAGACGCAUGGUCGCAGCUGAAUCACCGCGGGAAGCACGUCGGCGGUUAAGCGCCUCCCUGGGUGCACGCAGCCUUUGGCAUUCAUUGGACCGCACGCAAGUGCUUGGAAACGGAGGGUACUAUGGGCACUCGGGAUGCGUAAAUGCUCUCAGUUGGUCGAGUGAUGGGCAGACGCUCCUGAGCGGUGGUGACGACCGCACAAUCGCUUUCUGGAGAAUGCAAGAUGAUACUGGUGAACUAUCAUUAAAGAGAGUUAUCCAGACGGGUCACACUGCGAACAUAUUUAAUGCCCAAUUCCUUCCAGAUUCACCGCUUAUCGCUACCUGUGCGGGGGACAGCGAGGUCCGAGUGUUCGAUAUCGAGCAUUCCAAGGGGCUUGGUGAGCUCAGGCGAGCAGACAAUGGUCACACAUGGGAACACAGCGGGAAGGAAGCGCUAGUGAGAGUGUUCAAAUGUCAUAGCCGCAGAACCAAGCGAAUCAUCCCCGAGUCGGCAUCGAACUUCUUGUCCGUAUCUCAGGACGGAACAGUCCGACAGCAUGAUUUGCGCAUGCCGCAUACUUGUCGGACAGGCUGCCCACCGCCCUUAAUCAAAGUGCCGCAUCAGCUCUUCGCCAUCUCUCGCUCGUCUCUAACCCCCUACUACUUCGUCGUUGCUGGCUCCUCCCCUUAUGCACAUCUAUUCGACCGCCGAAUGAUACCUCGCUUGCUAGAAGACGAAUGGGGCGUCCAGGCACAGGACGAUGAGUUGGCCCAAGCGGUACGGAGGUUCGGUCGAAGAACCAUUCCGACAUAUGAGAAGGCACGAGAUGCACAUGUGACUGGCACACGGAUGGCGGAAAGCAAUGGGCAUGAACUUCUCCUAUCUUAUAGCGGAGACGCGAUCUACCUGUAUUCCAUAUAUGACGACGUCGAAGAUACGUCGUUCGCACCCAAUGGGUCUAAUAUUGUUGCAAGAAGCCCAAAACGGAGACGAACCGAGCCGAAGAGUGAUGAACCUCAUUCUGCACAUUCUGCGAACGGAGUUUCCAGCGAACAGCGGGCGCACGACGUGUCCUUCCAGAUCACAGAACCGGAAGAAGCCGACUCUGGGGAUCUAUUGGAUGUUGAAGAUUUGGUAAUGGAUAUUGACAUGGAUGAGGAGGACCUGACCGACAUUGAAGAGGAGUUAUUUGAGGCAAGUCAAACAUUGGAUACCACGAAAUCCGAUCUCGACGGGCUCAGGACGGUCAUGCCUAGACGUACAUUUAGAGGCAUCUGCAAUAUUGAGACGGUCAAGGAUGUGAAUUUCCUUGGUCCGAACGAUGAAUUCGUUGCCUCAGGCUCCGAUGACGGCAGCUUCUUCAUUUGGGACAAGCGAACGUCACGUGUGGAAGGAAUCUAUGAAGGCGAUGGUUCAGUCGUAAACGUCAUCGAGCAGAACCCAUUCCGGCCAAUGGUGGCCGUCAGUGGCAUCGAUCACACCGUCAAAAUUUUCUCCCCUGUGCCGUCUACGACGGAACGAAAGUAUUCAAGAGUUUCCGAUGCGGAGGACAUAAUGCGACAGAAUACGCAACGAGCGGAGGCACAAGCCAAUGCCCCUGCGGUUCCUCUCAUGGAUGUUCUCAUUCAGAUGUAUGCGGCCAGAGGAGGUCGCAACAUUGUCAUUGGCGAAGGGGGAGAACGAGAGUGCCAGAUUCAAUGAUACGGCCAGCUGAUCGCAUUUAUUGAUGCUUUCACUACUGUACUAGUAUGCGCACUCAUGUAUAAAUGCACUCAUUUCGC